UUUUAACAAGCGCCUUUUAUUUGGCUAUUGGAGAGGGUCGAGGGGUUGGACUGAAACGUGUUGAGAGGAUCGGGGAGUCUCUGCAAAGGAGAGAGAUCCCUACAGUAGUUUUGAUUGCUUGGAAUCAGAGGGGAACAGCCAACAGCAAUCAUGCCAAGGAAGAGAACCAAAACGUCUACAGCAGCUUGUCAAAAAGGCAAAGAGACCAUUGAAGAAUCCACCAGUGACAUGGAAAUGGGAAAAGAUGAUGCACAUCCCGGUAAACUGUCUCAGCAAGCAGCCUUAAAUGAGGAACUUGCUAAUCGAAGUUUAGAAGAAAUUUUGAGUAGCAUCUCUCCUCCCCCACCACCAGCAAUGACCAAUGAAGCUGGAGCUCCUCGCCUCAUGAUAACUCAUAUUGUAAACCAGAACUUCAAAUCCUAUGCUGGGGAGCAAAUUCUGGGACCUUUUCAUAAGCGCUUCUCAUGUAUUAUUGGGCCAAAUGGCAGCGGAAAAUCCAAUGUAAUUGAUUCAAUGCUUUUUGUAUUUGGAUAUCGGGCACAAAAAAUCAGAUCCAAAAAGCUCUCUGUGCUGAUCCACAAUUCUGACGAACACAAGGACAUCCAGAGUUGUACUGUGGAAGUACACUUUCAAAAGAUCAUUGACAAGGAAGGGGAUGAUUAUGAAGUCAUUCCUAACAGCAAUUUCUGUGUAUCUAGAACUGCCUACAGAGAUAAUUCUUCUGUCUACCAAAUCAGUGGGAAGAAAAGCGCAUUUAAAGAUGUUGGUAUUCUACUUCGAAGUCAUGGAAUUGACCUGGACCAUAAUAGAUUUUUAAUUUUACAGGGAGAAGUUGAACAGAUUGCAAUGAUGAAACCAAAAGGCCAGACUGAACAUGAUGAAGGUAUGCUCGAAUAUUUAGAAGAUCUAAUAGGAUCAGGACGGUUGAAAGAGCCUAUUCAAGUUUUGUGUCGCAGGGUUGAGACAUUAAAUGAACAGAGAGGGGAGAAGUUAAAUAGAGUUAAAAUGGUAGAGAAAGAAAAGGAUGCCUUAGAAGGAGAGCGAAACAAAGCCAUUGAAUUUCUUACUUUGGAAAACAAAAUGUUUAAGGAAAAGAAUCACAUUUGUCAGUACUACAU
This is a messenger RNA of Alligator sinensis (Chinese alligator), 1118 nucleotides long. RefSeq names its product structural maintenance of chromosomes 4 (gene SMC4). NCBI's taxonomy places the organism in Eukaryota, Metazoa, Chordata, Crocodylia, Alligatoridae. The record is from RefSeq and is a predicted model, not a curated record. The annotation marks the transcript as partial. Gene Ontology annotation, biological process: mitotic chromosome condensation. The transcript is spliced from 7 exons.